This is a messenger RNA of Pseudoliparis swirei, 5303 nucleotides long. RefSeq lists its product as uncharacterized. Gene Ontology annotation, molecular function: cytoskeletal adaptor activity; dynein complex binding; dynactin binding. NCBI's taxonomy places the organism in Eukaryota, Metazoa, Chordata, Actinopteri, Perciformes, Liparidae. The coding region runs from base 262 to 2928 and encodes 888 amino acids. Gene Ontology annotation, cellular component: Golgi apparatus; cytosol. The record is from RefSeq and is a predicted model, not a curated record. Gene Ontology annotation, biological process: microtubule anchoring at microtubule organizing center; regulation of microtubule cytoskeleton organization; protein localization to organelle. The transcript has 10 exons.
CGACAUCACUGUGAAACCAGAGAACUGGGUGGGAGGAAGCGAAGCGGCUGUUCAGGAGCCCGUGCUGGUAACAACCGGCUUCUAUCGUGAACGAGCAAGUGUUGCUGCUGGUCGUCCCCGGAGGAAAUAACCACAGUGGACGUUCGCCUGCGCUCCAUCUUUGAGACUAACGCUAAACCAAAAGUGUGGAGUAAUGAGAGCGGGGGAGUGAAGGAGGCAGGUGUCCCAGUAGAACUUUGGCAAGUGGGAGGCCAAGCAAGAAUGCUGGAGGCAGAGGCAGGCCUGGCAGAUGCAGCUGUAGAGGAAGAAGAAAUCGAGAUGGGGAGCGGAGAAUUGAAGACUGAGGUGGUACGGCUGACUCUGGAGCUCCAGGAGGCCACGGAGGAGAAGCUACAGGCAGCCCGCUAUGGCCUGGAGGUGCUGGAGGAAAGUGCUGCUCUCAAGGUGAAACACAGGCAGCUGGAAGAGGAGUAUGAAACCCUCAAAGGGGAGCUACAUCAGCUCAAAGAGGCAUUGACAGAUUCUGUGAGCAGCCAAAAGCGUGCCGCUGCUGAUGGAGAGUGCCGAGAGGAGAACCUGCUGCAGGAGACUGCCUCUAAGGAGGCUGCCAUGGCAACCCGCAUAGAGGAAGUCCAGGCUGAGCUGAAGCAAGCACGCCUUGCCCUGAGCAAUGCCCAUGCGGAAAUCGAUAGGCUGGGGGUGGUCUCCACCCAGCUAAAGAAGGAGUGCGAGUGUCUGGAGGCCGAAAAGGGCCAUCAGAGGGAUGAGAUGAAGGAAUAUAAAGUGCGUGAGCUGCGCCAGUUGCAGGACAAUGGCGAAUUAGAAGAGGAAAACAUAUCUAUGCAAAAACAGGUGUCUGUGCUCAAGGAAAAUCAGGUUGAGUUUGAAUCAAUAAAGCUUGAGCUGACCCACAAGAACGAGGAGCGGGAGGAGCUGCGAUCUCAGAUGGAGGAGGAUGCGAGGCUGAGGGAGAUGGCAGAGAGGCAGCUGGAUGAGGCCCUGGAAGCCCUGAAGGAGGAGAGGGAGCAGAAGAACUGUCUGCGACGAGAACUCUCCGCCCUCACCCUCAACCCCUUUGAUUCGAUGGGUAACCUGGAGCUCCAUUUGGAUCGGCUGGAUGACGGCCGGGAGGGAGAGGACCAGGACAGCGGCAUUAACAAUGGUCCUGGCUCUGCUCCCACUUCUGCUCGCCCUCCUCACUCGGGCUCCAAAAGUAACGGCCUCAUCCAACGCUACUCCGCUCCACGCAGCAGUGACGCAUUCAUGCGUGCUCCCGCCUCCGGGCUGGUGUCGGACCUGCUAAGUGAGCUGCACUUUUCAGACAGCCAGAAACUAAAACAGCAACUCUUACAGGCUGAACGAGAGAAGUCCGGCCUCUUGAGCAAGGUGGAGGAACUGCAGAUGCAGCUGGUGAUGUCCAAACAGGCAUUCAGUCAGCAAGAGGACAAGGUUGGAUCUCUCAUGCAACAGCUGGAAGCUGUGCACAGCAGCCAGCAGCACGCCAACGAGGCAGGAAACCGGGGCGAGGACGGGACGGGCAACGGAGACGGCAGCAAUGCCGUCUUUGACUACGAGGUCGACACCAGGAGCAAGGAGGUGCUGGAGGCGCGCAUGCGCUCGGCCAGCGAGGAGCUUCUGACGCUACGAGACGAGCUGUCUCAGGCGGGAGGUCGCUAUAACAGCCUGGAGCAAAGAUACAAGCAGGAGAAGGAUCGAUGGCGGGCGGAGGCCCAGGACCUCGCCGACAAGAUCCGCCAAUGCAUAAAGUCCAGCAAGCAGGACCAAGAGCGCAUCAGUGAGCUGGAGAAGGAGAUCGGAGCCACGCGGAAAGUAGCCAUCGACUCAGAAGGGCAUUUGAGCGUGGCCCAGGAAGAGCUGCUGGCGUUCUCCGAGGAGCUGUCCAACCUCUACCACCACAUUUGCGUGUGCAACAACCUGACGCCCAAGCGAGUCACCCUGGACUAUUACCGCGACGGCGCCAGGGCGAGUCUGGCAGGAGGCGGUGCGCGAAGGUCACACUACGUCCAUCAAAACUCCCAGAAGAAGCCGCGAGCCAACGACAUGUUCGUCUCCAAAGCGUCGGUCUUGCAGUUCAUGGGGGAGGUGGACAGUGCAGGCGCCAGCGGUGACUCUACUAAUUGCUCUGGAUCCCCCACCCAGGAUUUCAGGGACCCUUCAAACGUCUGCAACUUGGUCGCGGUCAUCCGCUGCCAGAUCAAACACCUCCGGGUGGCGGUGGACCUGUGUCGUCAGCGGGGUGCGAUGCCUUACUCGGGGUUCAGCAGCAGCGGAGAGUCGGAGCGGGAUGCCGAAAGCCUCAUGGAAGAAGUGCUCAAACUCAAGUCCUUUCUCAGCACGAAGAGAGAACAGAUCGCGACCCUCAGGACUGUCCUCAAGGCGAACAAACAGACGGCGGAGUUGGCCCUGUCCAAUUUGAAAACAAAGUACGAGACGGAGAAGAGCAUGGUGUCGGAGACCAUGAUGAAGCUGAGGAACGAGCUCAAAGCCUUGAAGGAGGACGCCGCCACCUUCUCUUCACUGCGAGUCAUGUUUGCCAGUCGGUGUGACCAGUAUAUCACCCAGUUGGAUGAGAUGCAGCGGCAGCUGGCAGCAUCCGAGGAUGAGAAGAAGACCCUGAACUCCCUGCUGCGUAUGGCCAUCCAGCAGAAGCUGGCUCUCACUCAGCGCCUGGAGGACCUGGAGGCCCCCCCGUCUCCCCACAGCUUGAACAGCAGCCCCCGCCGCUCCCGGGCCAAAGAGCUGGCCACCAAGUCCGGCCGGGCUCCUCGGAGCCCCCGGAGCAGUCCCGCCCGCCCCCCUAUGAGAAGCAGUCCGCGGGCUAGCCCCGUUCUCGGCGGCAGCGUUUCUGCACUGGCCACGCACCACCUGCGAGGGUUAACCCGAAGUCUCCACACAAGCCCUCGCUGAAACACUCCUUCCAUCACUCCAAACUCUCUCUUCUCCAUAAGGACCCGUCUUCAUGUUGACUCCCCGGCUCCCACCUCCCUUCCUGACUCGAGACAUCCUGUCCAUCCCAGAUACGGUGCAACAUUUUUCCCAGUCUACUUACCAGAACCAUGGAUUUAAAAAAAUCUGUUUCAAUUCUCUCAUCCCACCCACUUGGUUUUUUUUUCUCUGCUUGGAUCGGCGAAUCCUGCAUGCAGCCUGGAGCAGGAGGGAGAGACACAUGCUCAUUGCUCUGAGAAGUCAUUGACCGCGUCUUGUCCCGAGUGGAUCCAACUUUCUGGUCUUGUUUGAGGCUGCUGUGUGUUGUGGUGAACCAGUGACAGUAUUUAUUCCAGAAUGAGGGAUGUUUCAUGUGCAGUGUUUACUGUCCUCAUACUUUUGAUUCAAGGAUCUGAUCUUUUAAAGGCUGUCUGUCUUUACAUUCUUGCCUUUAGUCUGACAUCCUGGUCAGACUGGUCUGGCAUCCCGGUCAGACCGGUCUGGCAUCUUUUAUUGUCUGUAAGCCAUUAGAUAACCUUUGACUCUCCCAGGAAGUUGUUUUUGUUGAACAAUUACUAACAUAUUUGACAAGAGCUUGCUGCUGUCUUAAGGUUCCUUCCUUUGUACCUUUUGUGGUGCAGUUAGAUGCCUUUUUGUUUUUGUUUUUUUGUGGCUCCUGUGACUUGCCGCUCCCUUUUAAUGUAGGUCAGUAAAAAUGCUGUUUAAUUGAUGGAAAUAAAUCAGCCAUAAGUUCACCACCUCAGGUCAAGCAGAGUAAUUAGAUUCAUGAUUUGGGAGAUCCCCAAUGAGCAUCUUACUUUGCACACUAUGCAGACCAAGUCAGGCUGAAGCCGGUGCACGUCCUGCUGUUCUUUUAGAGUCGGGUGGGUUUUGAAACUUUCCUUCACUUAAACGUAUAAUGGCUGGCUGCAGCCAUUAUUCAUCUCUCACAAGAAGCAGCUUUUGGAAAAUAUCUGGGCAUUACAAGAUUCCCAUUGGCUGAUGAUGUAACUUCCCGCUUGCGUCACGUAAAAAUUCAAGGGGCUUUGUUUAGACAACUAACCUGUCGGGCCACGCUCAUUUCUCUUGGUUACAUAAUCAUAACAGUUCCCAUUCAGCUUCUGCUUUGUCUCACUCCAUUGAACAACUGAGCAACGAUAAUAUCAUGUUUUGUAUUCCAUCAUUUAACAUCAUCAUGCUUCUGUCUGUUACCAUAGCUGCUAGCAUGUUGUAAUUAACUAGUAUUACCCACAACAUACUAGUUAACGUCUCCUCGAGUUGCUGCUUCUAGAACAAUUAACUAUUAAUUAAAAGGCAUUACCCAGUGCUUUGCAUCUAGUAGCAUAUUAUGACUUAAAAGUAAGAAUAAAUCAAUUUUACGAAACAAAAUAUUUGAAAGCGAGGCUUAGUAACUCCAAUGUGGCGUUGCUUUGCUACGAGGAGCUCCACACACAAAGAAAAGUCACAAAGAAGAAAAAGAAGUAUGCUGAUCACCCAACAUGGGUUGCUUAUAGAGUAGUUUGAUGCCGGGGCUGUGAUUUAAGGACAGCGGCACACAUGUAAACAUUGGCACUGUAACAAUACCUGCCUCACUGAAUGCAGUUGAUAUCUGAAUUGACCUGCAGUAGACCAAUCAUGACCCUUUUUUAUGACCACAUUUGGAAACGGACGUUUUAGAAACGAGAACCGAAUGCAAGAAACUGUUGAAUCCCUUUUUUUUGUUUUAAGCUCAACUGUCUGUGGUUUAUAGUAGAAGAGGCCAUGACCUGCUGAUUUGUUUUGUUUUUGGUGCCUUGGUUUUGAUUUGGUCUGUUUUUAGAUUACAUCACAUUGUCUAAAUAUAGGCCCCUUUUUAACACUGUAGUUGUGAUUUUGAAGGAAUAAUUUUGAAGGUAUGUUUUAUUUACUUUCCCAUAAAGCAGUGUUAGCACUGAAUAAGGAGAUAUCUCAUUUUGGUAAAUAUUUUCACUUUUUAGCUUGCUCGCCGUAGUAACUAAAUAGUAUUAGUAAAUCAUGAAUGCAGAAAAUCAAGAACAUGUCUGAAAAGCUUUAGAAGGUUACAUUUCUUGCUAAGAAGUGGAAAUGCUUUAACAUUAUGUCAUAUUUCUUCGAAGGUUGUAAAUAGAUUUCUCAAUCUAUUUAAUUCACUGAAGAUGUUUAUAAUUUAAUUACCAUUGUUGUAUAUUUUAACUGUAUUUAUGUGUUCUGCGUUCCGUGUCUGUACAUUGUAAUAGAGGAUUAUGUGCACACUACCCAUAACGCAUGGAUGGUCCUCAACUAUUUGUGUGUGUGUGCAGCUUCCUUUCAUUGACCUGUGAACCGCUUUUGUCAUGAAGAAUAAAAACGAGCCAACACUG